Messenger RNA from Arabis nemorensis, 1860 nucleotides. Lineage: Eukaryota; Viridiplantae; Streptophyta; Magnoliopsida; Brassicales; Brassicaceae. The record is from the annotation of a GenBank genome assembly.
AUGUCAAGAUUUUUGAUCUUUAGAAUCGUUGAAAAGCAUACGCAAUCGAUUUUAUCGAAUCAGAAGGAGAGAGGAUCCCAGUGGGGAAGCUAUAGAACUGCUGUUAUAGCUGCUUUAAGGUCGCCUCAAUUCAGAGUUUACUCUUCUUCCUCUGCUAGAAUUCCGAUCAAUGGAAGUCUUUUGAGUAAUCGCUUGUCGCGAUGUUAUUCUACGGCAUCUACGAGAAAUGUAGUUACUUCUCAUGCUCAAGUUGCUUGGAAAAGGCUUCAUCAUAAAUAUUCUGUGUGCCAUUGGAGCUUACCUCGUAUAAGUACUAUUGCUCAAGCGUUCAGCUUGUCUCUUACCCGUUCACACUUGUUAAUACCCGGCAUCGUUGCUGUAACUUGUGGACAAGUAGCAUGGGCGCAAAGAGCUCCUAGUUCGGCGAUAGAUUAUUCUUCAAAUAAAUCCCUCUAUACAAGGGCAAAGAAUGGUCCUAUCUUUCUGACUUCGUUAUUGUUUUCGCUUAUAGAGGGUUUUAUUUUGAUUGGGAGGGCUUUAUAUAUAGCUUGUUUGUUUACUCCUAGUGUUCUGAUGGGGCUUGUUGUGGAAUUAUGUGGGCCUCGUUUUAGGAAAAUAUGGCUUGAGAUGGUACAUCAAACUCUGGAAAGAGCAGGUCCUGCUUUCAUCAAAUGGGGUCAAUGGGCAGCCACACGACCAGAUCUCUUCCCCAAGGAUUUGUGUUCACAGCUCUCAAAGCUUCACAGUGAUGCUCCUCAGCAUAGUUUUGCACACACUAAGAAAACUAUCGAGAAGGCAUUUGGUCGUAAACUUUCUGAGAUAUUUGAAGAGUUUGAAGAGAAGCCAGUGGCAUCCGGGAGUAUUGCCCAAGUGCAUAGAGCUUCUUUGAGGUUUCAGUAUCCAGGACAAAAGUCCAAGUCUUCGUUGGUUGCUGUAAAAGUUAGACAUCCAGGUGUUGGUGAAUCGAUUAGGAGAGAUUUUGUGAUUAUUAAUUUGGUGGCAAAGGUAUCGACUUUAAUUCCGGCUUUGAAAUGGUUGAGAUUGGACGAGAGUGUGCAACAGUUUGGUGUCUUCAUGUUGUCUCAAGUUGAUCUGGCGAGGGAAGCUUCUCAUUUGAGUCGGUUCAUAUACAACUUCCGCAGAUGGAAAGAUGUAUCUUUUCCUAAACCUGUGUAUCCACUUGUACAUCCUGCUGUUUUGGUGGAGACAUAUGAGCACGGAGAAAGCGUGGCUCUUUAUGUUGAUGGCAUGGAAGGACAUGAAUGGAUUAAGACUAGACUGGCUCACAUCGGGACUCAUGCUCUAUUGAAGAUGCUCCUGGUUGACAACUUUAUUCACGCUGACAUGCAUCCGGGAAAUAUCCUUGUCCGGAAAAAGGCUUCCCGUGGAGGCCUUUUCAACACGAAGAAGCCUCACAUUGUUUUCCUUGAUGUGGGAAUGACUGCGGAACUUGCAAAGAACGACCGAGAAAACUUACUUGAAUUUUUCAAGGCGGUUGCACUUAGGGAUGGCCGAACUGCUGCUGAGCGAGCACUUAAAUUAUCAAGAAAGCAGAAUUGUCCUAAUCCAGAGGCUUUUAUUGAGGAAGUAGAGGAAGCAUUCAAAUUCUGGGGGACCCCUGAGGGAGAUUUAGUACAUCCAGCAGAUUGCAUGCACGAAUUACUUGAGAAAGUAAGACGUCAUAGAGUUAAUAUUGACGGGAAUGUGUGCACUGUGAUGGUAACAACAUUAGUUCUCGAGGGUUGGCAACGGAAACUUGAUCCAGGAUACGAUGUGAUGCACACGCUACAAACAAUGGUGCUGAAAACCGACUGGGCUAAGUCUCUUUCUUACACUAUAGAUGGUCUGAUGGCGCCGUAG